UCACUUUUGGCCUGUGUGAAAUCUUCAGAGACCUCAUCAGGAUGGAGAACCUCAUGAAGCUCAAAAAGAAGUGCAAAGUCCUGACCCUGUGAAGGAACAUCCCCAGCCACCAGUAUAUGGCAGUGCUGACCAGCUGGAAAGCAGUUUGGCAAAAAAGGACCUGGAGCUCCUGGUGGACACCAGACUGGACAUGAGCAGCAAUGGGCCCUUGCCACGAAAAUUCCAUCAGGCUCUUGGGCUGCAUGAGGAGGAACAUUGACAGCAAGUUGAAGGAGGGGACCCUUCCCCUCUGCUCAGCAUUGGGGAGGCUGUUCCUCAAGUGCUGGGUCCGGUUCUGAGCUCCCCAGGAUUAGAGAUGUAUGGACAUACUGAGACAGUCCAGCAAAGGGCCAUAGAGAUGAUGAAGAGAUAGGAACAUUUCUCCAGGGAGGAGAUGCUGGUACAGUUCAGGAUGGAGAGGGCUCAGAGGAUUCUUACCAAUGUUUGUGGAGCAAAGUAGAUGCAGCCCAACUCUCAGUGGUGACCACUAACAGGAGAAGAGGCAACAAGAAAUUGUAUUUAAACACCAGAUAAAACGUUAUUGCACUCUGAAACAGGCUGUCCAGACAGGCUGUGGAGUCUCACAGCCCACCUGGACAUGGUCCUGGGCAGCAUCUCCAGGGACUGGGCUGGAUGAAUUCCAGCCUCAGCUCCUUGCCAGCCCUGUGGGUGUGGGGAGGGCAGGCUGGGUGUUUUGGGUGGCACAGAGCCCUCAGUGCAGCUAUCCCUCAGCUCCGGGGCAGCAGCUGAGCAGUCUCUGGCAAUCAUCUAGCACACAAUGGCACGAGAACACUUCUGUGCUGCCUGUUGGGGUUUUUUCCAGAGCUGCAUAAUCCUACACAAACAUUGCCUUUCCCUACACAGCCUCAUAGGGAAAUCCCCCUCUGGAGUCCAGUGGGACCAUUGUCCUUUUUGUGGCCAGGCCACUUGGCACAUUUUAGUUUCCUUUUGAUUUGAAUAAAGCAAAAAUGAAUGCUGAGUCACUUGGCAUUGUGAGGGACCAUAUUCCAUUCUACCUAAUUUUUUUCUGUUCCUUCUAAUUCCCUUCAGCUAUUUCACUUUCAUGUCAUCCUUUAUCAUCAUCUUGGAAUUUCCAUUUCGGCUACUCCCAGCUGCCUCUAGGACUCCCUUUUAAAAGAGGGCUGAAUCCAGCUGUUGCACACUGAGCUGCAUCUUCCAGAGCUUCUGCUUCUGCUCUGACCGCCCUCACCUGACUGAAAGAUGAAGGUCUCUGCAGCUGGAUUGGCUCUCCUCCUCAUUUCAGCCUCCUUUUCCCAAAUUUUCUGUGGCCCAGCUGGACCCAACAUCCCAAUCUGCUGUGUCACAUAUAGCCGGCACAAACUCCCAUGGAAGCUCAUCCAGCGUCAUUACAGCACCAGCAGCAGCUGUCCUCAGCCAGCCAUCGUGUUUGUCACAAAGGAAGGCCGCCAGGUCUGUGCCAAUCCUGAAAACACCUGGGUCCAAAGCUACCUGAAAAUUUUGGAGCAGAACUGAGCCAUGCAGUGUGACAAGAGUAGCUGCUGUCAUGGACAAGUCACGUUAUCCUGAGCUCCCUCCGUGGAGUGGGACCCUGGGACAACAGGAGCCACAGGAGCAUCUGCAGGUGUCCCCAGAGGACUGCUGGAAGGGCAGCUUGUGUUCAUGGCUGCUGCUCAUCCUUGACUUGCACAGACCAGGCUUCUGCCUCAUCCCUCUGCCCCAUCCCUCUGUCCCAUGGGUGUAGGCCCAUGGGACUGCACCUUGGAUUAUUUGAAGUUAUUUAAGAAAUUAUCAUAUGGG
Messenger RNA from Passer domesticus (house sparrow), 1818 nucleotides. RefSeq names its product C-C motif chemokine 4 homolog. NCBI's taxonomy places the organism in Eukaryota, Metazoa, Chordata, Aves, Passeriformes, Passeridae. The record is from RefSeq and is a predicted model, not a curated record. The transcript has 3 exons. Bases 1261 to 1533 code for a protein of 90 amino acids. Gene Ontology annotation, biological process: immune response. Gene Ontology annotation, cellular component: extracellular region. Gene Ontology annotation, molecular function: chemokine activity.